This is a messenger RNA of Macrobrachium nipponense, 1204 nucleotides long. RefSeq names its product cell adhesion molecule Dscam2-like. Gene Ontology annotation, molecular function: protein binding. NCBI's taxonomy places the organism in Eukaryota, Metazoa, Arthropoda, Malacostraca, Decapoda, Palaemonidae. The coding region runs from base 119 to 1204 and encodes 361 amino acids. The transcript is spliced from 7 exons. The record is from RefSeq and is a predicted model, not a curated record. Gene Ontology annotation, cellular component: neuron projection.
AUAGGAAUAACAACUGGAAGAAUAAAAGAAAAGCGAUAUAAUUAACAAAUUUACUAAUACUAUCACCCUACAAAAAAAAAAAAAAAAAGAUGCAAACUGUGUGAACCUUGAAACCACUAUGUACACAACAGAGGCUCCAGAGCCGCCUGGAUAUGAAGACGGACAGAGCGAGCUGGAAUUCAGAUGGUGGGCCAACGUAGGAGGAACUGGAAGCCUGGAAUGCACCGUGGGAGCAGCCCCGGCGCCCAACUUCCGCUGGAGCAUCGAUGGCGAAAGGGUUCUUUUCAACAACAGGAAAUAUUUCAUCAGGCGUCCCAAGUUACUAGACGACCUCGCCGUAUGGUCGUCGGUGUUGGAGGUUCGAAACGUGACUGUGAUUGACUACAAGACUUACAUCUGUAAGGCAACGAACUCCAGGGGGACCUAUACUGCUAAUCACACCCUGGGACCUCCAGUCCCUCCUCUACAACCGCUCAAGUUGAAUGUAAGUAGUGUUAUGGGAAGCACUGCCAUCUUUUCAUGGUUACCACCCAGCAGAGGGACGUCUCCUUCAGGGUACUCCCUCAAAUAUCGUCCUCUGACGGGAAAUAAAUAUACCUUCAUAGACGCCGUUGGGAGCAACCUAACCACAGCGACGAUCCAGGGCCUGACACCGGGCACUGGGUAUGAGGUCAUGAUCCAGUCUUUCAAUGACCAGGGACGGUCUCCAUUCGCCCUUCCCCCAACACAUUUCACGGUGCCAGGAGUUGAAGAAGAAGUAGCAAGUAGCAGUAGCCAGCCCAGAGUUCCGCGUCUGACACUCCUGCUGAUGUCUUUGACUGGAGCUGCGCUGCUGGUUCUAAACAUAUCAAUAAUCAUCUGCUUUUUCAAACGCUUCACGAAAAUGCGACGGACUUCGAACUCCUACAAGGCCUGUUACACCCCUGCCUCCACUCCUGGAAUCACCACGGACGAAGAGGACAGGACUGGAAGCUCAGACAUUGUGUCUUCGCCCUCUCAUUAUCAGGUCAGGGCGAUACCUAUCUUUAACGUUAAAUGGCGUGUCAAGGAAUUCGCAGAAGGAGAGAAGACGAAGAAGAAGAAGAAGAGAAGAGGACGUAACACUGACCGUCCACCAUAUCAGAACAGAGCCGCCAGCGGCUCUGAAACCUCCAGAGAACCCUUUGCUGUCUGGGUCGUCUUUAGAGAAAUUACCGGCUGCUAG